Molecule: messenger RNA, 7949 nt
Organism: Gadus morhua (Atlantic cod)
Lineage: Eukaryota; Metazoa; Chordata; Actinopteri; Gadiformes; Gadidae
Gene: dnaaf9
Product: dynein axonemal assembly factor 9
Exons: 37
Coding region: 149-3583 (1144 amino acids)
Source: RefSeq, a predicted model, not a curated record
UUAUCGUAACUCCCCUGCCCCUCGAAUGGUUCGGUCGGUUGCUACGUUAUUCUGUGUAGACGUUGUCCGGCUGGAAGGCCAGCUGAGAUGAGGAAGACGCGCCCGGGCUGAAAACAACGAUAAAAACAGAUUUGUAAACGAGAAUAAGAUGGCGGGUCUAAGGCUGAUGAGCGGCAAACACCCCGGGAUGAACCCGGCCGUCAGCUGUUCUCGGCUCCGUCGGGUCCAGGCUCUACUCUCCGAGGGGGGCAGCCCCACCGCGGACGGUGUCCUCUGCGUCCUGGGUAUCGACAGCCGGUACAACGCAGGCUGCACCGAGCUGGCCAACUUCCUGUUCUACGGCCUGUAUGGGAAGAACCAGAUGAACUUGGACCAUGUGCUGGAGGAGUUCCCUGAAGAGGUGUUGGAUGACGUGAUCCUGCUGAUCCAGUGGGACUGUGUCCACCUGUACUGUAACCCCGUCAACUACAGCUACCUGCUGCCAUACGUCUCCCACUGGAGGAACCUCCACCUCUACUGCCUCACACCCAGCGAGUAUGAGGAUGAGGAGGCUGCUGAAGAGUUCAAGAUCUCCAGUUUCGUCUCCAUGAUGAAGGACUGCAGCUGCGUCCGAGUGCCCUUCAGCUCCCAGGGACACAUGCAGAACUUCCACAUGUUCAUGUUGGAGAAGUGGCCCAUCGUCCAAGCCUUCGCCCUGGAGGGCAUCGGGGGAGGAAGCUUCUUCACCAUGAAGUACAAGCUCAUGGACAUCAGUGAGAGGCUGGGGCAGAUGUACAGCCGGCUGGACCCACUGUCCCUGGAGAACAUCCUAGCAGAGGACCUGGUGAACUUUGAGAAGCAGUGGAGUAACUUCUUCUCCAGCAUGGACCUGGAGAGUCAUCUGUCCAUCCAGGAGGUGUCCGAAGCCCAGGCAGGAGAGGUGUUCAGAAGCUACUACUCCCACGGGCUGAUCUCCAGCAACAUCCCAGAGAACAGUAAGGCCAGACAGCCCUUCAUGCUGUUUGGAAGCCAUUCCUCCAAGGAGGAGCUGGAGAGCUACUCCUUCAACUUCCCCUCCGAGAGCCACGUGGUCCGCAGCACCGGCACCCACGGCGGCCCCGCCACACACAUGGUUCUGCAGUGUGUGGCCCCCAAGGGCCCCCUGGCCUGCGCUCGCACCUACUUCUUCGGGACCACGCACAGCCCUUACCUUGGGAAAACAAAUGGCGGACAGCAUAAAACAGAUCACCUGCUCCUGUCCCAGAUCUACUCUGCCGUCGUGCAGGCCGUCCUGGCAGGCAUCAAGUGCUUCUCGUGUUCGUCCAGCUCAUCCAAGGCUAAAGACGUAGCGGAGCAAACCUUUCUUCUGGCUCUGGAGUCCUUGAACUUAUGUCAGUAUCGCAGCGCACUCAGGUCCAAGAGUGAGUUCACCAUUCAGGCUGUGAAUAACGAGGGAAGGGUCGUCCCCCUCAGCGACGAAGGGAGCAGAUACAUGGUGAAAACUGCCUCCAUGACUGUAGCGGACAUCCCAGACCUCCAGCGGGGCGGAGGGGACCUGGGAUCUGUAGUCUUCUCCGAGUGCUUCUUGGAGUCCAGCAUCAACAUUCAGCAGAAAGAUGGCGGUGUUUCUCCUGACUGCUGCUACACCGUCCUCACCACAACGGUCCCUCGCUACGCCUGCUGGCAGGUUGAGGGGGACGUGAAGCAGUCAGAGCAAGCCCAGCUCCUGGUUAAACAGAAGGAAGAGGACACCUGCCUGGGCAGAGCUCUGACGGGGGCGGACGGAGCCUACGUCUGCUCCUCCAGCCUGCUCUCCACCCCCGAGGAGGGAAAGAUCAGCUUCUUCUCGGAGGGACUGCUGUUUGUCCAUCCCCAAUACGGAGCCACCACUCUGUCCACACAACACAUCAGCAGCAUCAGCUUCUUCCAUGAGGACUCUGAAGCGGUGGCCUCUCUGUUCGUGGAGUACGACAACACCCUGUUGGAUCACCUCCCCUUCCCGCUCCAGAGCCCAGACCAAUGCCUCCUCUUCGCCCUCCAGCCCAGGUCCAAGAGCCACAAGGCCUUCUUCUCAAAGGUGCUCUCCGUGUGGAAGAGCUCAGAUUCAGCUCUCCGUCUGCAGCUGGUGGACAAAGAUGAGCUGAGCUGGGACCAGAGGACCAUGCACAACAGACUGCAGAAGCUUCAUGAGAGCCACGAGCCCCCAGUGGCCAAGAGAAGAGGCAGCAUGAAGACCUCCUACUCCCACCUGCCUGAGCAGGACAUGUUCCUUCAACACUUUUCUCUGAGCAGCGUGGGCCAGGAGCCCAUCCUGAACGACCACCUGGGGGCACUGUUCCCCUCCGCAGACCUAAGGACCCCCCUCACCAAGCCCCCAGACAAGGUGGUCGUCACCGUGGUCAGCGGUCUGCCGGGGAGCUGGAAGAACAGCCUGGCCCAGCUCACCAAGGAGGGAGGAAGUUGGGUGGUGUACCAGCCCGACUCUGACAGCAGCGAUGGAUUCUCCGCCUCUCACCUCCAACACUUCCUGUCCAACUUCCUGGACAACCAGCGGGCCGUGGUGCCCAAGUCCCGCCUACUGCUGCUCACCCCAGGGUACACUGAUGUUCUGGAGGUGAUCCAGGCCAUCCUCUCGCACCCUGACCCACUGGUCCAGGCCUGCUUCUCCAUCGGGGCCGUCACGGCUUGUGUGGAGCCCCUCUCCUCCUGCAUGGAGCACAGGUUCACCUUCCCCAAGCUGGUGGAGCAGUGCAGCCAAGGGGUGGUGAGUGCGGUGGUGUUCACGGGCCCGAGCUCCGAGGUGAAGCAUCCGUCCAGUCAGUACCUGCACCAGCUGCUGCGGGCCGCCAACCCCAGCGCUGCCUUCAUCCAGGCCGAGGGCGGAGCCGUCACCAGGAACGAGGACGUCAAGCUCAUCCUUUCCGACAGCAGCUUCAACCAGUCCCAGAUGCUGAGGGCCCGAUACCUGCUGUACCCUGGCUGGUGUAAGGGCCGCUACGACACGGGCCUGGGGGGUCUGGUUCUCACCCAGCAACGCCUGCUGUUCCAUCGGCCCUUGGAGAGGCCCCUGUUCACCCAACGCUGCAACGCGCUGAAGUCAUCCCUGACAGGAAACCCCUUCAGAGGAAACCUGUACCACGUCUGGGGGAAGGUCCGCUUCGCUGACUCUGAGAGGAGGAUGGAGGUGAGCUACAACGCUCUGAGCGGGGCUCUGACCGUCACUCCCGACCGGGACCCCACCCAGGGGACCGCCGGCUGCUUCCUCCUGUUCCACGGCGUGGGGCUGACCCCCGACGGACUCAAGGACUGGCUCCGGCUCUGUGCCAAGCAGAAGGAGAUGAAGAAGGUGAAGAGGACCAGGAACAGCAUCUCGCCGCAGGAGAUCAAGAGCAUCCAUGCUUCACGGCACCUGGAGCCGAUGCCCUCCGGCUUCUUCUACAACGGACACCACUUCAUGGACAUCUUCGGAGAGAAGAGGCUCUUCCAUCCCAAUAUGGAGCAGUUCAUCAGAGAGUACGUCUGCGACGCCAACCGAGAGAUAGAGCUCUUCAACAGCCAGCUGGACCUCCAGACACAGCCGGACCUGUUCGACCCCCCUCUGUAGAUCAUCUCCGUCCGUCCGUCUGUCUGUCUUUCUGUCUGUCUGUCAGUGUGUCUUCGUUAAAGCCAAGGGAAUCGUUAAGGGAGGGGUGGGGGGUGGGGGGGUGGCGGGGAUGUAUGUGAACAGACUCCCAGACCUGUGUUGUUUACCGGUCCAGACCAGCGCUCACUACGCUCUGAGUUUAGCUGCCAGCGUUGCGUUGCAGAGAGCAGAGAGCGUGUCAGCAGGUGAGCUGGGGGCUCAGGGCAGCUCUCCGCCGGCCUCUGGGCUCACCAGACAGAACCCAGAGUAGUGAGGAAGAGACACAGGCACACGACAGAACAACCUCCUGGAACCACCCUGAGAGGGGAGCUCCUGUGUGGGAGUGUUGGUGCUCGUGAGAUAGAGUGUGUGUGGGUAUGGGAGUGUGUGUGUGUGUGUGUGUGUGUGUGUGUGUGUGUGUGUGUGUGUGUGUGUGUGUGUCUGUGUGUGUGUGUGUGUGUGUGUGUGUGUGUGUGUGUGUGUGUGUGUGUGUGUGUGUGUGUGUGUGUGUGUGUGAGAUUGAAGAGUGUGUAUGGGGGGAGGGGGGUGUUAAUGAGGGUUGGCUGGCCCCUGCCGCUAUUCCUCGACUGGCACGAGGAGUCUGUAAUCCUGCCCGGUCCCUGGUGGAUAUUCCCAAGAAUCGCUCCUUCUCUCUGGUCACCCAAUCCCCAGCACACCUGUUAUCUUGUCUGGUUGCCACGGCGGCACGGAGAGGCCUCAGCUUGUGGAGAGGGAGCACUUUGUUAUGUCGCUGUUCGCAUAAACAACCCAGCUACCCCCCGGUGUCCAUGCACCAUGUCUGGGACGCGGUUUGGGUCCUACCGGGGGUUAAACCCGUCGUUUGUUUAGUAUUGGUUAACGUGAAUAUAUGUGUGUGAGGUCGCCAGAAUCUCUCUCUGGCGAUGUCCAAGGUCCUAUGCAUGUCCCCUUGUCCUCUACAGCCUUUCCUCUCCAACCUGCUCCUCGUGACCAGCCUGUUCUCCUCCGCGGAGUGGCUGCAUCUUCAUUUGUCUAUAGCAAUAAAAGCUGACCCGUUUUCAAGAUGAAGGGUCCUCUUAGCCGCAGGUUGUAUGUAGUAGUUACCUGUAGUCUACUGUAGUGCCCUGUGAACCGGGAGGUCACUGGCUGUGAAUAGUAGGCGACUAAAGGAGCUCUCGUCCCGUCUGGACGGGAGCCACGCUUUGUCCAUGGGGUCAGCAGUGACACGCACUAGCCCUCAGCCCUGGGGUCGAGACGGUGCCUUCCCUGCCUUCAAACACGUGUACCCACGCACAAGGGAUGCAUGAUAUUGGCCUUCUGUAUACCGACAAAAACUCAAGAGUCCUCCUCUGACAAAACAGGAGGUCAGCCGACGAGGACGAAGUGUAACUUUAUCCACAAGAUUAGAUGCGCACACAUACUGUGUGUCCUGAUUGGGUACGAGAAGUGCAUGUGCUCUCCGCGACACUGCUGGCCCCAUGCGGACCCCCUUCCCAAGCCACCCGGUUUGUCCAGGCCAAGCCAUACUGCCCCGAGCUGGCAGCGCCACCGUCCCACACAGAAGCAGCUCGAGGGCGCAUCGUAGAGUAGCAGCACGGGUCGUGGUUCCUUACUCAACGCUGUCCCUGAAGUGCACUUGUACUGACCCCUGAACCCUUUGAGGACCUUGCCAAUCCCUGCUCCCAGGCCACUCAUGCUCUUUCCUCGACUGAUAUUGAAGUAUAAUACACAUAUAUGUAUAGAUAAUAUUUAACAAGAUUUCUGACAAAGGAUCUUCAGUCCAUUCCAAAGCGAGUUGCCAUUGGAACGAACCCCCCAGCCCAAGAUGAUGCGUGUGUGGGGGCGUUUUUUAAAAGCAGAUUUGAACGGCGAUUAGCGCUAAAUCCUCGGCUGACAAACGAGGGUUUUCUAUUUUGACGUGAACACUUGGCGUCCUUAAACGGAUCUCUUGAAGCUGUGUGUUAGAAACAACAGUUGCUCUCAGCCUGUCGUUAUGUCAUGCCUUCGAGAGCAGCCGUCUGUGACAGCAGAGGAGCUCACGGCUGGUCUCUACCAGGCUGUACUGAGGGGAGAGCCACCAUGGCCACCGCACGGGGCUCCCAAUCCCCCACAGAUCAGCUGGUCGGUCGCCGGGCAGCACUCAAAGGGUCGCGGUAGGGUCAGGUUAGAUGUUAUACAUAUCAGAUUCAAAAUAGCAACAACGCUAGCUACACAGUUACACUAUUAAUACUAAUCUUAUUACAAGUACCACAUUAUUUAGCAUGUGUUCCGAUUUCACGUGUUAUUCCGAUACGAUGUAAUGUGAAUACGAUGUCACGCAAUAUUCCGAUUCAAUGUAACAUGAUUACGAUGGAACCUGAAUACAAUGUCACUUGAUAUUCCGAUACAAUGUAAAAUGAAUACGAUGGAACAUGAUAUUCCGGUAAAAUAUAACGUGAAUAAGAUAUAACAUGAUAUUCAGAUAAAAUGUAACAUGAAUACGAUGUAUCGUGAUUACGAUGUUGCGUAAUAUUCCGAUGCAAUGUAACGUGAAUAUGAUUUAACAUGAAUACGAUGUCACGUGAUACUCCGAUACAAUGUAACGUGAAUGCAAUGUAAAGCAAACACGAUGUCACAUGAUAUUCCGAUACAAUGUAGCGUGAAUGCAAUGUAACGAAAAGCACGUUGUCACGUGAUAUUCCAAUGUAACGUGAAUAUAGCGUCACUUGAAUAUAAUGUCACUUGAUAUUACAACGUCACGUGAUAUUCCAAUGUAACGUCAAUAUGAUGUCACGUGAUGUUCCCAUUUCACAUGACAACUAUGUCACAUGAUAUUCUGAUGUCAUGUGAAUGUGAUAGCUUUUAUAUUUUAAGAAAAUUGCCUUUCACCAGACUGGUAUAACAAAGAGAAAAAUAUGUACGUUUAUUUUACAUAUCUGGCAUUUUAAUUACCUCAACGUGACACAAAGUAUUUUUCUAAUACUGUGAAUUGAACAGUACACAGAAGUGAUUAAACAUCGCUUUUUUUUCCGCUACAAGAAAUGAAAAAAAAGCUGUUGUUAAAAAAACGGAGAAUCUGAUUGGUCGCGAGAGGUAGGGAUUCUGUGGUCCAGCAGUGCCUUGUUCCCGGCCAAGAAAACCAGAUGAAAUUUCCUGGGUCUCUUAACAGUGUUGGUGAAAGGCUCCAUGGAGUCAAUAAUGUGUAGUAGUCAGCCAGAGAGGGGGGCGGGGAUGUCGCAGAGACAGCCAGAGGGCUCGCCGUCGUUCAGAGAACCAAUCAAAAAGCUGCACUCAGGCUGGCCUCCUCGACGUCACCACGUUCGUGCCUCCGCGUAUUGAGUUUCGUAAAAUGGCCGACGCGCUGUCCAGGAAAGAAGAUGGCGUCUGAUUCGAAAACACAUUUCACCGGGGUGUCGAGAACACACUCUCAAAGUCUUGGAGGUUCAAGUGAAAUGUGCUGCCAGCACCCGGCCUGAGUCGGGGAGGGAAAGCCGGGCCCGCUGCGGUCUGGAAUGAAGAGGGUCGAGGGGCUAAAGUGGGUGACCCCCUGCUCACUGCACAGAGGGGGCCCCCGGGCAGCCCUCCUACAGUCUGUGUGUCCCGCACCCUCCUCUCUGGCGGUCCUCUCUAGCUGAAGUUAUAGGAGAAAAAACAAAGUUUGGUGUUUCACUCCAGACCUGCUGUCCUCAUACUGUGAAACAAAUCACCAUAUGAGGGAAUACAGGCUUCUGAUUGGUUGCGAGUUCGGCUCUGGGGUUCCAAAGAGAUUCAGUGAUUUGGAAUGUAUGCACUUUUUAGACUUUUAACACUCGUAUUCCGUCACCUCCUUGUUCGUAUUAAGAGGGGUGGGUUCUGAGAAAAAACGUUUUCUAACCAAACAAAAACCUCUGGGCACUGAUAAAGAGUUUGGGGAUAAGAGAUGUUUAGUUUGGGGUAUCUGUCCGACAGGGGUUGAUAGUAGUUUAAUUCCUCUCGUUUUUUUCUCAGGUAUUGUUGUUCCCGCACCUGAGAUCCAGAGAUUUUGGUGUCCUGUUGGCACAAAGGGAAGAUAAUAUGAAUCAAAUCAGGGAACGUUUGAUGUCCAGCCGACUGAAUUAGAUGUGGGCAUCGAAAAAACAAGGGCUUAUUUAUUCUGUGGGCCAGACGUAAAAAUUGAGAUAAAAAUAACUGGCAAAGCACAGAAGAGAAGAAAAUAAAUUCUUUAUUUGCCAAAAUAAUUCCAACCUUGUUUUUUUGUUUUUUUUAAGGGCAGUGUUCACGAGAAGCGAGUGAAAUCGAUUUUGCAAUUGCACAAAACUACUGUAACUUCAGUUUUUAUCCUGUGACUGAUGCUUUUUAUAAUCUCGUUGUAUUUAUUGCACCAAUUAAUCUAUUAAAUAUUUCUAAAGUU